Chlamydomonas reinhardtii is the source of this 1751-nucleotide messenger RNA. RefSeq lists its product as uncharacterized. The coding region runs from base 255 to 1397 and encodes 380 amino acids. The transcript is spliced from 8 exons. Lineage: Eukaryota; Viridiplantae; Chlorophyta; Chlorophyceae; Chlamydomonadales; Chlamydomonadaceae. The record is from RefSeq and is a predicted model, not a curated record.
ACAUUUCAUCAUCAUUUUACUCUUAACACACAGCAAGAUCACAACUAGCGGCCUACUAGACACGAGCUGGCGAGGACAGCCCUUACCCAGGAACGCUGAUUCAUUGAUUUCCAUUGUGUACUCUUCUCAUAGAAAUCUACUUGGGUUAGUUCUUGCAACACGACACCUUGUUUGCCCACCCCUUGAGGAAGGGUCAACAACAGUCAAAGCGAACGACUCGUCGCUCCUUCCACGCCGGAGUUUCCAUAAACACAAUGACAUCUUCGGGGUUAAAUCUAACCCAGCUUAAAGCCAGACUGAACCGGCUCGGCGUAGAUGUGCGAGGCGGUGGCGCCACCGAAGGCGCUCCAUUGAGCCCUCCACCUGCUGCAAUUCCUCGCUCAGCGGCACGAAGCCCAGCUCCCCAGGAUGGUGCGGACCCAAUCGCGCACGAGAGGGGACGCAAGGGUAUGGCGGACCUGUUCGAGCGGAUAAACCGGGUGGAGCGGGCGAUGAACAGCGCAGAGGCGCAAGGCAGCGCCAUCCAGCAGGCAUUGAAUGAGGACUUUGGGAAACUGGCCGUUGCGGCCGCGGAGGCCGAUGCAGCACGCAGCCCAAAGCCUGACCGGAUAAAGAAGCCCAAGUCGGCCGCCAAGGGUGCACGGCCGUCAGGGCUGCUGCCCGGGCCGAAGGGCCUGAGCGCCGCAGUUCGUAGCGUAGACCACAUGCGCAGCAUCCCCGCCCACACGCCGCUGUCCAGCGUGCUGGCGCAAUUCAAGGAGGCGGAGACGGCAUGGGCGCACGAGAAGGCGCGGCUGCGGCGUGAGGCGAUCGAGGAGCGCAAGCGCGCUAACAAGCUGGAGCUCGACUACAAGCGGCUGCAGCGUGUGAACGAGCACCAGAUGCUGGACGUCAAGGCGCUCAAGACGGCGCUCAAGAGCCGCGACAGCCAGCUGGAGAACGCCUCGGAGCGGAUACGCGAGCUGGACGUGGCGCUGCAGCGGACGCAGGAGGAGUCGGCACUUGCCAUCGCCAGCCUGAACGCCGAGCGGGACGACCUGAAGGGGCUGCUGCUGGCGGCGCUGCAGCGUCUGGAGGCGGUGGACGAGCUGGUGCAGCGGGCGGACAUCAGCUCGGCCAUGAUGGAGGACAAGAUGCGGCUGCUGGAGGAAGAGCGCAGCAAGGCGCUGGACGCCGCCGCGCGGGCGCGCACCGAGGUGGCGGAGCUGGCGGAGAGCCGCCGCAAGCUGCAGUGGCAGUCCAAGCUUCUGGAGAAGAUGUCCGAGGUCCAGCUGAAGCACAACAAGCGCAAGAGCGAGGCCAUCCGGCGGCUGCUGAGUGUGGACCAGGAGGGCGGCGGCCCCUCCGCCGCCGAGCUGGCCGCCGCGGACUCGGAGCUGCUGGACGACGACCUGUGAGCAGCUGGAGGGGCAGCAGCGGCAGGAAGGGAGGAGAGGGAGAACGGUAAAAGUGCAUGGACAGACGGAAACAUGUGUUGGGUGGCGGCAACCCGAGGGGAAGGAGCCGAGUAUGGGAGGCCAUGUAGGGCAGGAGGGCAAUCCUGAUGAAUGCACGCUGCCGAGCUGGUUGACAUGGGCCACGGCUUUGCCCGCACGUACCGAACUGUGCGUGUGCAUCGGUGAUUGUCACACACCUGUGUGCUAGGCCCCGUGUACACGCCCGCUUGCGCAAUCGCUCGCGGUAGGAGUUUCGGAUGCACAGAGGGUUUGUGCUGUACAAUGUGGGACGUACUUGGGGGGUUGGUGAGACUG